UCUGUUAUCUGUCAAGUUUACAUUCUCAAUCAGAAUCGGCCUUUUGUUUUGCUGUUGUGGUUUAUUUUGAUUGAAAUGUUCAAAAGCCUUGUAAUUAAUUCUCAAUAGAAAAUUAAUGAGUUACGUUUAAAUAGCGCCUACAGAAGGUUACAAUUUUCAACUAGAAAUGCCGUCGCUUUUGCAACAAAUCCCCAAUUUUAACAUAAAGGUGGUGUUUUUUGCCCACUUUAUGAUCAUGUCCAUGAGCUCUAUGGGCAUGUGGGCCACAAACGCCUAUUUAUUUUACAAUAGCAUAUUCAUCUUUUUACUUUUAUGGAGUAUAUUUCACAGUCAGCUUCAAGAGCCUCUGCAACUGGCUAUUCUCAUAAAUGGGGCCUCAAUAAUACUGGACAUUUUACUGCUAAUAAUGCAAUUCCCUGGAAAUGAUCAAAGGGCUGCAGCAAAAUUUUCAGCAGCAAUAGCCGUGUUGCAUUUGUUGGUUAGGCCUUUUACUACCUUUAUUUUAAUCAGGAACUUAGAAGAGAGGGGUGGAAAUAGCGGAUGUAUUUCAAAUAUGUUUGCUGAGACAAGAGCAGAGUCUUAUGAGGAUAUUGACAGAUCAGCUGUGCCCCCAUCUUCUACUUCUGCAGGUUAUGGUUUUGCUAAUGCACAACCCAUUUAAUUUCUAGGCUAGGGUUAAUCUGAGUUAUAAGUUCCCUUGAACUUUAGAUUGAAUCGUCAUUCCGUGGGUAUACUGCGAAAACUGACCAAGUCAAGCCAUCAUAGUUUGUAAAUAAAUCAAUUUAAAGGUUUGCAGUUUUUUUCAGGAUUUAGAGUUUAUAGAUAAAGCAAAAUAUUUGUUCUUUUUUCUGUUUAAUAUUAUAAUAUGAAUUUCAUAAAUUAAUUUAGUACUUAGUAUUGUUGUUAUCUUUAAUAAAUUUGAAAAAAAUAUUGACUUGGUCACUUUUGGAUGUAGCAAUUUCUCCAUUUCGCAAUGAUGGUCAACAACAAAUUAAUUUCGUCUAGCAAUAAAACAUAAAAAAAUGCUUUGUUUUAAAUUUAUUGAAAAAUAUAAAUUUAAAUACAUUUAAAAGAAACAUGUAAUUCUUAUUGAAGAAGAAAAAUAUAAAAAAUAGAGCAAUAUUUAAAAAGAACUAAUCGGAAUCUGAAAACGCUGAUGGCUCCGGAGCGACAUAUUUUUUUCCGCUAUCUGAUGGUAUCGGAUGGUAUGAUAGUAAAAAUAUGAAAUAUUUUUGUCCUUUUAGUCCUAAACACCUACGUCUCUCAAGAAUUGCAUAACACUUGUUAUUACAUAUUAUAUACAAGUAUAAAAACUAACUAUCCUACAUUAGAAAACAGUGGCAAAAUCUUGGUAAUGGUUAUGAACAUACUUAUUGCAUUCCCUGCUAAAUUUUGAUUUAUUUUUUAAUUUUUUUAAUGUGCAAGGCAGAAGAUUAUAGGUUUUUGGUGCUAAGUAUACAAAGAAUUUUAAAUUUAUAUUUUUUAAACUGCUAGGAAUGUAUAAAUCACCUCUAGCCCUUGAUCUUGUAUUAUGGAUAUGAUUUAUAUGGUUUCUUAUGUGAGUUUUAAAAUGAAUAUAUGUACAUAUUGUUGUAAUGUAUAAUGUCCUUAUAUUAGUUGCUUGUUCUGUAAAAAGUUGAUUUGUAGGGAAAAGCCUUGAUUUGUUAAAAAUAGUCUUUAAGAUAUAUUUAUGGACAAUAGUUAAUUUAUAUAAAGCAUUGUUAUAUAAUCCUCCCCAUACUAAAAUACCAUAUCUUAAAAUUGACUCAGUGAGUGAUUUAUAAAUUAUAAUAAGUUCCUUAAUAUUUAGAAACGUUCUAAGUAUAUAAAAUUUAUAAAUCAAUUUUUUUAGUUUAUUUACCAGAUAAUCUGCAUGUACAUGCCAUUUAAGAUUCUGGUCCACAUAUAUCCCGAGAUACUUAGUAUGAGCUGUUUCCUUGAUCUGAUUAUAUCUAUUAAUAGAAAACUGAGAAAUAUUGGGUCUAUUUGCUGCAGUUAGUGAAAAGGCAAUGUAGUUGGUUUUGGUGACAUUUAGACUUAGCUUAAAUGUUUCCAGCCAAUUUUUUACUUGAUUAAGGCCUUCUAUGGCAUACUGCUUUAUUUGAUCCCAGUCUGUACCAUUAAAAAGUAAUGCUGUGUCGUCUGCGUAUGAAAUAAUUUCUCCAUUAUUAAGUUUUGUUUUAAGGAGAGAGUUUAAGUAAAUUAUAAACAGAACCGGGCCUAACAUUGUGCCUUGCGGGACUCCUAUCUGUAUUACCUCUUCUUUGCUUAAAGUAUUAUUUAUUUUAACAACUUGUUGUCUAUUUUUUAAGUAAUUCUUCAUUAGAGUUAUUGCAGUACCUCUUACCCCAUAAUGUUCCAAAACUUCAAACAGUUUGUUAUGUGGAACAGUAUCAAAUGCCUUAGCGAGAUCUAUGAAAACACCAAGGCACUUUCUGCUCUGGUUAAGAUUAUUAGUGACUGCUGAAGUGAGUUUGUGUAAUGCAUCGGAAGUACUACAACCAGGUAAAAACCCAUAUUGAUUUUCAGCCAAAAUGUUAUUAGUGACAAAGAAGCUCAAUAAUCUGUCUUUCAGACUUUUUUCAAAUAUUUUUGCGAAGCAAGUUAUUAAGCUUAUCGGCCGGUAAUUACUGACAACAUUUUUGGGUCCUGAUUUAUGAAUCGGAGUGACAACUGUUAACCUAAAGCUUGAAGGUAUAUGUCCAGUCUUAUAGAUUUGAUUUAUGAUGUGAAUAAGUGGCUCUAGAAUUUCUAUGUGUGUUUGUUUAAUCAGAUUAGCCGAUAUACCAUCAAAACCUGGGGAACUUUUAUUUUUAAGGUUGUUAAUGUGUUUUAUUAGUUCAUUAUGGGUAAUAGGUGUCAAAUAUAUAGAUUGUGUAAUAGGGUUCUCCAGGCUAUGUGGGUUGUGAGGUUGUGAGAUUUUUUCUGCCAUCUGAAUACCAAUAUUUGUGUAAUAUUGAUUACAAAAGUCAGCCAUUUGAUGUUCAUCUUGGAAGUUUUCCCCAUUUUCAUUUUUUAUUUUAAUGUGAAGUUUUUCUGUCUGUUUUUGAUUCGUUGCAUCUCUUAUUACUUAAUACACUUUCUUCAUAUUAUCUUUAUUUUUAUUAAUCUCAUUUCUAUAAUAAUUUCUUUUUUGAAUUGAUAUAAUUUUAUUUAAAUGGUUUCUAUAAUUUUUAUAUUCAUUUUCUAGUUCUACAUUAUAAUUUUUUAAUAGUUUUCGUUUUAGUUUGUCCCUAUGUUUGAUUGAGGCUAUUAUACCAUUGGUAAUCCAUUUUUUAAUUUUUCUGUAUUUCUUGUAAUAUAAAGAGUGGCUUUCGGAGCUUUUUAUAUCCUUUGUAUAGAUUUCAAAAAAAGUGCUCAUUGCUUGGUCAGGAUUGUCUAUUUCUUUUAUUAACGUCCAGUCUUGUUCAUUUAACAUUCUUUUAAGAUUAUGUAUGUCUAUUGAUUUUUUAUUAGAUUCUGUUUUUUGGGUGACAGCUCGGAAACUUUUAUCUUUAAAGGCAACAUUUAUCAUUACUGGAAAAUGAUCUGUUAGACAGCUAUCUAAAACAAAUGAUUUAAACUCUGCGGAAGAAAUAUUUUUACAUUUUAAGAAAAUGUGAUCUAAAUUAGUUUUGGUGUCUGGUCGUGUAAUUGAAUUUAUAUAAGAUAAAUAGCCCGAUUGUGACAUUACAGUUGAAUACUUAAUAACAUUAUUAUCUUCAAGAUUUAAUAGAUCUAUAUUAACGUCCCCAGUAAAUAUUUCUAGUUGUUGAUUAUUGUUAUUUAAACUUAAGAAUUCUUCCAAAUCCUGAAUAAAAAGAUCUUUUGAAAUAGGAGGUGGCUUAUACACGGCUGUAACUCCCACAGUAAUAUCCUUGAUAUGACAUACUACUCUAGCCAAAGUGACUUGAGAUUUCGGCAAUAUUACUGUGGAGAACACCGGGUCCAAUUCAGGUUUUAUCACAAUUAUGAUUCCAUCAUUUUUAUUGUAUUUGCCUUCAUUAUAGAAUGUUUCAUAACCCCUUAUAUUAAAGUCGUCCUUCGAGGAUACUUGAAAAGUUUCACUUAAUACAAUUAUGUCUGUAAAGCCUAAAUUAAAAUUUUCUAACAAUAGAAUUAAAUUGUCGAAAUUUUUUCUUACACUUUUAAUAUUUACAUGUACCAAAUUAAAAAUACUUGCAUUUACAUUUACUUCAUUAUGCAACAUACUGCUAUCCACCGUUUUAGUUAAGAUAUUGUCAUCUUCAUCCAUUUUGUUCAGAAGGUCUUCUUGAUUAAUUACAACCAUUAUUCUCCAUAGUCAAUCUUUUUCUUUGUGCUUUCAAGAAAAUAUUUUGUUGAUGGACAAUUGCUAUCUAGGGCUGUAUGUUCAACAUUGUGGUUUAAAUUAUAUUUUCUGUUUGCUGAGAUGCAGUUAUAACAUUUGUGUUGAACACUUUUACAUGUUUUUGUUUCGUGCUCACCCGCGCAGGUUCCACAUGCUGUAUUAUUAUUACAAACAUUGCUUUUGUGAUUGUAUCCUUGGCAUUUAUAACAUCUUGUAAAUGGAACAUCGUCAUACACAGCACAACGAUUCCAUCCAAUACAGGCCAUUCCUGAGCCAAUAAACUUCCAGUAGGCCUCCGGUUCACACUCCAGGAAAAUAAUUGAGAACUUUUUUUGUUCGUUCCUUUUGAUGUAAGUUACUGUAAAUUCAUCAUUUUGCAUUAUCCAAUGAUUUUGACGUCUUAUUUUGUCUUCAAUGAUUUCUGGUGUUCCGUCCCCUGUGUAUCCAACAAUUUUAACUUGUGGC
Messenger RNA from Anthonomus grandis grandis, 4774 nucleotides. Its product is annotated as type-1 angiotensin II receptor-associated protein. Bases 167 to 661 code for a protein of 164 amino acids. Lineage: Eukaryota; Metazoa; Arthropoda; Insecta; Coleoptera; Curculionidae. Gene Ontology annotation, cellular component: plasma membrane. Gene Ontology annotation, biological process: angiotensin-activated signaling pathway. The transcript has 5 exons. The record is from RefSeq and is a predicted model, not a curated record.